GAAACAGUAUCCAAGGAAAAGAACCGAGUAUAUUGAGUGGCCAGACUAUUUCAUGGCAGUGGCCUUCCUUUCAGCACAAAGAAGUAAAGACCCAAGUACACAGGUUGGCGCGUGCAUCGUUAACCCUGAUAACAAGAUUGUUGGAAUCGGAUACAACGGCAUGCCAAAUGGCUGCCCGGACGAUGAUUUACCCUGGGGCAAAGACAGUGAAGACUGGCUUGAUAGGAAAUAUCCAUAUGUGUGCCACGCAGAGAUGAAUGCGAUCAUGAAUAAAAACUCUGCGGAUGUGAAGGGCUGCACGAUGUACGUCGCCAUGUUCCCGUGUAACGAGUGUGCGAAGCUCAUCAUCCAAGCCGGAAUCCGCGAUGUCGUCUACUACUCCGACAAGAACCGCUGCAAGCCGGAGUACGUCGCAUCACAGAGGCUGUUCACGAUGACCGGAGUCACGGUCAGGCAAUACAAGCCUUCCCGGAAUAGGAUCGUUAUCGAUUUUUCUGACAUUGAUGCUCAGUGUAUGGCAGCUGUGCACCAGGAGGUGGAUGGCAGAGACAACAAUGACGUAAGUUGAAACCACUUUGUCGCUUUGUCAGGCGAAAAUGUGAACUAAUAUUAGGAUACACGUUCCACAUCGCCUCUUUUGAGUGCGUCAUUAAUAGGAUGCAUCUAUCCUGAUAUCAGCCCAUACUGAUACAAUCUCCACAUGAAGUGCUUCUAGAAAAAUAUCGUCGCCUAUUGCUACAGCUCAACCUGAUGUAUCACUUUGUUAACACUUACAUUCUUUUGGCAAUCUGUGUCCAUUGUAUGAGUUUAGCAGUUGUGUAAAUAUUGCCAGAUCUGAUAUGCUUGUAUGUCGGAGAAUUGAUAAUAGGAAUUCUGAAGUGGGAUGAAACAUUUGCAAAUGGUGCUUUAGGAAAGAGUACACAGUGCUAGAUUUAACAAUGUCCCGAUACAAAAACGAACAACUUCAUGAAUUAUAACAACAAUCCUGCCAGCGGACUAUGGUUAUUGGUUGUUUUGGAAUCUGGUUGGCGAUUGAGAUUGCCAUAUGGUUAACGUUUACCUCUAUGUCUUUUCAUUUAUCACAAAUGACUAGGUAAAACCUAGUGCUAAUGAAUUUUCUUUUAUCUGUUAAAUUGUUUUUCUACCAUGAUGCAAAAAAACAUCUAAUUUGUGCAUUUUGUUUAUGUAAAACAGUAAGAAUAUAAUUAAAUUUAAACAAGGCAUGUUGCCUUCUUUAUUGUUGUACUAAUUAACUUCAUUCAUCUAACUCGAUUUUGUAUAUUAUAUAUGUAUCAUUCUUGUGGUGUUAUCAUUGUGUUAUUCUUGUGGUGUAUGUUGUAUAUUCUAGGAAAUUGAUGGAAUUGUUUGUUUACUGCUAGAUGAAGUGAAAAGGGAAAACUUCCUCCCUAGAUGGCGCUGUACCCUUAUUUUUGAAAUUGUACAUACUAGCAAUGCAGAUGGUGUCGUACCCGAGGUAGUUUUGGGUUGUUUAGUAUUAUGUUUAUAUUUUUAUACGAGGUAUGUUUAGGGUUAGGGUUAG
Messenger RNA from Priapulus caudatus, 1540 nucleotides. RefSeq names its product deoxycytidylate deaminase-like. Gene Ontology annotation, cellular component: cytoplasm. Gene Ontology annotation, biological process: dUMP biosynthetic process; dTMP biosynthetic process. The record is from RefSeq and is a predicted model, not a curated record. Lineage: Eukaryota; Metazoa; Priapulida; Priapulimorpha; Priapulimorphida; Priapulidae. Gene Ontology annotation, molecular function: dCMP deaminase activity; zinc ion binding.